This is a messenger RNA of Nasonia vitripennis (jewel wasp), 6626 nucleotides long. RefSeq names its product protein tincar (gene tinc). The record is from RefSeq and is a predicted model, not a curated record. The transcript has 13 exons. NCBI's taxonomy places the organism in Eukaryota, Metazoa, Arthropoda, Insecta, Hymenoptera, Pteromalidae. The coding region runs from base 624 to 4568 and encodes 1314 amino acids.
GCGGCUCUCCGCGAAGGCGGUCAGAGCGAGCGCGGAUGCCAGCCGAGACGCUUCGCUGCGCGUGUGUCUCUCCGAAUGGAAUGGUCGUAUCUCGUACAGUAUACUCAAUCGACGCUGCUUUUUGUGCGUAUCAUCGGGGGCUAGGAAAAGUGUGAUAAUAGAGAAAGAGAAAGAGAGAAGAUAGCGAGAGAGACUGUGUGGAACUGGUAUACGUAUAUAGUCUGGCUCAGUGCGCGCGUCAGCUACGACACGUUUGUGCCGUGUAUACACAGAGCUAUAUUAUAAACGAGAGGAGAGCACAAGUGUCACGUGGCCGCGAAUCGAUCGAGCUCUCUUCCGCUUAGCUGUGUUGUGUGGAUAAUAUAACUACCUACGCCUCGGAGAAGGUCACGGAACCGACACGACGACGACACCCCCGCGUUGACUCUGGCUCGCUAUCCAUAUAUAACAGUGUGUGAGUGUGUGUUAUCCUUUUUACUCGAGGGGCUGCGUCGACGACUUUUUCUGCGCUGAGAGAUGCCGCAGCAGCCGAAGAUGAUCCUCGAGCGAACCAACAAGCCGGAAGAAGCCGCCCACUCAAAACUUUAGACUGAAAGCCGCAGCAGCGACGUACUCCUGGUAGGAUGUCGAUAAGCGGAAGCCUGAUGGGUUACGAGAACAACAACGAGGUGGUGAGUCUGCAGCUGGGCAACGGCAGCAGCGGAGGCAAGGCCUGCAAGAAGCCGGUGAUAAAGGCCUUGCCGGUGGUGACGAGCGUGAACGCGCAGGGCGUCACCUCGACGGGGCCCGGCGGCAUCAGCAACCUCACCGGCAACGGCAAGCACCAUCUGCCCAACGGAAGGUUCUCCUCGAGCAGUAGACGUGGCAGACGACGAGAGAGCUGCGCGCGGGGACACCUCAACAGCCUCUGGUCCGUCUGGUACGGCAUCAUCGCCGUCGGCUUCCAGGCUUACAUCGCGUUCAGGUGCACCAGGAGGUUCAUCGCGUACCUGUCUCUGCCGUGGCCGGCGGACGCGCCACCGCCGAAGAUCGAGUUGCACGCGUGUCUGGCUCUGGCGGGCACGGGUGUCCUGCUGCUGCCAAUCCUUUUAGCGGCGGCUUGCCUCAAGCUCGGCAAUCUCGCCAACGACGGCAUCAAGCUCGGCCGGCAGCUCAGCACCUGCAGCCGCGAUCCGCCCACCUCCUCGCUUCUCAACGCCGCCAACCCCGAUACCGGGGUGGCCAACAAUCUCUGGAGACACGGCGGCCCGACCGCGGCUUUCGUCCACCUAUGCACGGCCAUGUGCUUCCUGCUGCCGUCCCUGCUCAUGGAGGCUCGUCUCAUCCACGCUGGAUUCCUGCCAAAAGACGCUGUUUGGCGAACGGAUCUCGACUGGAUAGUGGACCACCGGAACCCUUUCGCGAACAUCCCGGAGAACGUGAGUCUGAGUCUGUCCUCUGGUCAGACGCCGGGAGGCGGUUACUACACCAGCGCUCAGCCCUACUCCGAAAUCGAUCUCGACGAGAUCCUCAACAGCACGAGUAGCUUCGAAGAGAUCACCUCCUCGGCGUUGCCCCAGCCGACGAAACUAUCGACGCUCCUACGGCUGACGCCGUCCACGAGUGCUUACUCCACCGAAGCUGCCACCUCCGACGGUACAGCCUCGACCGUGUCGACGAGCAAGAAGCCGACCUCGAAGAUGAACGCGAGGAACGUCCAGCAGAGGCUGCGGCCGAAAAUGAAGAAAAACUCGGCCAUAGCCAGGCAGCAGCAGAGACACCAACAACAGCAGAGCGGACAGGGACCCACGGCUGCAGGACUGACUAGCGCGGGAAAUAUGAGCGCUUACAGUCUGCCGCUCACUUUCGACAGUCUGGCGGAUUUGGAUCGGCCGGAGAGCCUGAAUUUGGAGAUCGACGAGACGAGCGAGGUUUACGGGCCGAUCACGCUUGAGUAUCUCAACUACGCUAUAGCCUUAGGCGUUUACUCCGUGAGAUAUCCUGCGGUAUUUUGGGCUACCAACAAGGCGCUUGGGACGAUUUUCAGCAUCCAACUUGUAGCUAAUGCCGCCCAGAGUCUUCUCGCUUAUGCCGGCAUGUCUAUACUUUACAAAAUCCAGGUAGUAGGCCCCAUGAAGGUUCUACCUCUUCUGCGUCACCGCACGGUCCCCACGACCACGAGCACCCUGAGCGGUAUAGGCGCGCUGUCCAGCUUCUUCGGCAGCGAUCGGUUCUUCCUUUUGAAUCCGCACGUGACCCUCGGAAUUUUCGCGCUCUCGUCGCUUUUGGUGCUCUGCUCCAGUAUGGUGAUGUACCUAUACGCGUACGGUAGAUUCGCGGGCUUCCUGAAUCAGGAGCGCGAGCGCCGAGUCAUCAUGUCGAAGGAGGGUCGUCGACGUUCCGAGGACAUGGGCUGGACCUAUAUGACCCAACCGGCCGCGCUCUGUCUCUUCCUUGCCAUCGGCAUCUGCAGCGCGCCGCUUCUCUACGACUACACAGUGGUCUACCGAGGAAGUCUGGAUGGUGUCGUGUUUGUCUGCAUCGUCGGUUCGAUAAUGCAUCUUGGGCUUUGGCUUGUAAUUUGGCUGUUCCUGAGUCUCAAGCGUAGGUGGACGUUCAAGCUUCGAGUUACGAUUGGCAGAGCCACCGUCCGAUCCGCGAGAUCCGUCAAGCUAGUCACGGAUGUUGAUCUCGUCAACAGGAAGGACGAGGAGGACGGCAGCGGAGCUCCACUGUUAGUUGUCGGUAACGGCAGGACCUACACCGUUGCUGAAACGAGUCCUAAGAAAGCCAUUAUGAGUGUCAUUCAGAAAGCGGCUAUGGAGCGCAAGGCUCGAUCUCAAGCUGGCAAUUUGGACUCGAUGGACCCAGAGUCGGCGGCCGACGGCGACGAGCAGAUCUACUGGUUGAGGCCGAAACUGAGACCGUCGCCCGUGCAAGCGGGCGACGGCUCGAGCGGUGGUAACGGACAAUCCAAUGAAAAGGGCUGGCUUAAUAAGAAGCUCAAGCAGAAAGUGACCUUCAACGACCUGCCUAGUACGUCAGGCUCGCGUCAUAAAGGAAAGGCCAGACGAGGCGAUGGUGUUCCCGAGGACGACGGGGACUACGCAACGCUACGCGAACUUCCGCUAGUGACUGCCCAUGAUCUUGGCGAUGACACGACUUCCGAAGAAAACAAGCAGUGGGGGAGAUGGCUGUCGCCUCGUAGGGCCGACAUUCCGAAAUUCACGGAUCUUCUGGAGUGUGUGAACGACGACCAGGUGACGUACUACGCCAGUGGCAACCGCGAUCUGCAGCCCUCGGAAGGUGAACCCUCGCCAAUGCUCAGCCCAUCAGCUCUUCCUGGACCACCGACUUUGGACGUCGGACUACCGCUGCCUCUGCCGCCACCCACGCCGACGAACGCCGCUGUCCAGGAGUCCGUCGCGCUCGGCCACGUUGCUGCAGUCAUGCCGCAGCAACCCCGCUGCCUGCGCAGAGCGGACUCCGGUAUGCCGCACGAGGAGCUGACCCCGCGCUCGGACUCUUCUCACUCACCGCCUCUCAACGGUCACUGCAGCGCCAGCAACAACAGCACCAGCAGCAACAGCGAGACAUCCUCUAGCGGUGUCCACAGUAACGCCAGCAACGCGAGCAACGCCAGCUCCCAUCGUCGAGCCAACAGCGUCGAGGACCUGACGAACGAGCCGCGCGAGGAGCCCAACUGGCGAAGCUGCUCCCUUCAACGGGGCACCCAACCCCCCAGUCAGAUGAUGGCUCAGACCGCGGCGGUCCAGCCGCAGCAGCAGGUGCCGCGCACGACCCUCUACAACGGUGAGCUCGCCGCUGCGGCCGUCAUUCUCGAGAACCCCAACGAGGCCACCGUCGUCAUCCGGCGCAAGAACUCGCGGCCCAAGCUCCAGGAACCCCCCGCCCUCAGCGAGGAGCCCUUCGGACGGUCGACGAACAUGCGCAUGACCUCGUUCACCGAGAACAACGAGCUCCGCUCCAUCCAGGCGUCCUCGGCUACGCUGCCGCACUACCCGACCCAGCCGGUGGUCACCUAUCCCCACUGCUCGACGAUGCCCCUGCCCCACGCGUCUAGCCACGCCGCCUCGAACAGCCUGGCUGGCUCCAGUGGCAGCUGCGGCUCCGUACAGCCCCGGCAUCCAGGUGGGCCGCUAAGCGAUCGCAGCUACCCCUCGUCCUCCUCCUCGUCCCUGGAAACUUACGUGUUGUAUGAACGCGCAGGUAACCAAGUGGUGCUACCGGGUCAGCAGCAGCAGCCGUCGGUGCCGAGCCACACGACCCUGCCGUCCCAUCACAACGGGGUCAGGCUGAUGCUGCACGCCGGGCCCAACCCCUUCGUCAAGCGCUUCCCCCCGGCCACGGCCGUCCAGCCAUGGGGUGCCGUUCUGCCCAGCGCGAGUGGAGCUGCGGCCAUCGGGCAUCAUCAUCAUCUGCACCACACCUUCCCCCAGGCGCCGGCGCCGUCCAUGAACGGCAAACUCGCCGCCCCCACGGCUCAUCAGCCGAGACACUCCGAUAGGGAUUCGGCUAACUUCUCCAUGGCCAGCAGUGGGGACAGCGACACCUGUCUGCCCCAUUGACCGCUCGUCUCGUCAAACUAGGUUCUAUUCUCUGAAUACCCCCUAUCCCUAGUUUCUUCGCUUCUUCUUUUAAAGAAUCUGUUUAUCCGGCCAUUCUGAAUGGUUUUAUGUUUUAGAUUUUUAGUUGCGUUUAACGUUUUGUUAUGUUAUGUUGUUUGAUAUUUAUUUGUGAGAAAGCAUGCGGAUUUUCUCCCAUUUUCUGAUCUCUGCGAGAGAGUUGUGCAAUCGAAUUUCGAUUUUUCGUACUAUACGGUUAACAAUCCGAGGCAAUAAAUUGUAGCCUAAAAAAAUACUUGUGUAUUUGAAAAAAAAAAUCGUUUUAAAGCGAUGCCGUUGUACGUCGACGACGUACGGAGAGUUACGUUUAUCUGUAUGAAUGAGAUUCCUCCCCGAGGAGAUUUAUGUUCCUGCGAAGAUACUCAUGCUCUCGUAUAUAUUAUUAUAUUAAAAAUACAUAUAUUCAGCUUUGAAAUGAAUAUGGAAUUUAAAUCGCUCAAGGCACGAAUUGGAUUUCCGCGAUUCACGGCACUUUCACGUAGCAAUGAGAAUUUGAGACUUUUAAACAAAUAAAACGAAGCAAUUAAACUAAAAAUUAAAAGACUUGCAAGAAAAAAACUAGCACAUAUCGAGAUAUGCAAUGAAGGAAUUUUACUUCCUAUAGCUUUUUGAUCGAUGAUUUAUUUCGAGCGAACAUAUCUUAUAUACACGUGUAAAACUUUCUCGUGAAUCGAAGUGAUUCUUUCUCGCAAAGAGUCGAAAAAGUGUCGAUGACUCGCCGAAAGCCUUGAAAGAUGAAAAAAACUACGCCACUGUUAUUUAAGUAAUCUACGUAAUAUUUAUAUCGAAACAAGAAAUGCUAUACAUUUAUCUCUAUGGUAAGAAAAAAAAAGAAAAAAUGAUAUGAAAAUCUGAAAUAUUCUAAUGAUUGUAAACGCCAUCAUUGUGUAUCGCUCUCUUAUGAAGGUUCGUGCAUAGUGAAGACACGCGCGCUUUUGUUGCUUUGAAAUAAGAUACCGUUCGUUAUUGGCACGCUCUGAUAGAAGCUUUCACAUUUCAAAGUAACGAAAGCUCGACGCGUCUAAUAGUGAAAGUAGGAUUUAAGGUUGUCGCAUCGAGGAUGUUUUGUACCUAUACUUGAAAAGAAAAAGCUUUUUCUAUAUCGAAGAAUAACACUGUAUAUUAUGUUGCAAUAAUAACCUCUGUACAUUGUCACGAGCACCAUUUUAAAGGGCUUUGUUUCGAGAAAGUGUUUUAUAAUGUAAGAGUAAUUUAAUCUGUAUAUAUAAUACAUACUAUGCGUCGUUAUCUUUUUACCGCUUUAAGAAUGUUAUAAUAUCUGGAUUCAAUUAGGCUAAGUUAUUCACGGUAAAAAGGUAGCUUACCAUUUCUGUGUUCUCGAUUUUAUGUGAAAAAGAAAAUUCGCGUGUGGCGAAAAAAAUUUCUUACUUUUGGUAUGUUUGUAGUUCUAAUGUGGUAUUUGAUUAAUUGAUAAUUUUAGUUGGAUUAUCUGUCUGUUGACGUAUUAUAUUCAUGGCUUAGUUCUUAAGUUAAGAUAAUUCAUUCCUUCCUCAGUAGUACAUUCGCACUUUGAGCAUCAAGCUAUGACUAUAUCGUUAACAAAGCCACAUUGAAAUUUCUCAAAAGAAGCAUUCGAGAUUAUCUUUGCGCUACUGAAGCGAACUACUGCCAUUCGUUCGAAGCAUUUGCGAAUCUUAUUUCACGACUCGUUUUGAGUUUCUUCAUUUUUAUAUAUUUUCUUUGUAAAUAAAACGCAUUUGUGAUUGAACGCAGAUAGAUAGAUCCUGCACCGGGAUAAAAUAAAAGAAACAGUAAAACUCAUACUUUUACAGCCUACUCUAUUAUAACUAUCGCGGGGUUGAAAAAGUGCUACUUUACCUAUAGGCUCAUACUGCAUAGAAAUCAUAUUCUGUAAACGAAAGAACAUCAAAUCUGACGAGUCCCGGUAGAGUAUCUUACCAUCAGUCGUUCGUCGUGGUAGACUACAGUAUCGAGACUUGUAUGAGUUUUCAAAAUAAAUGUUAAUUACAUAGAAAUAAA